Messenger RNA from Fusarium odoratissimum NRRL 54006, 585 nucleotides. RefSeq lists its product as uncharacterized. Bases 1 to 585 code for a protein of 194 amino acids. Lineage: Eukaryota; Fungi; Ascomycota; Sordariomycetes; Hypocreales; Nectriaceae. Gene Ontology annotation, molecular function: protein binding. The transcript has a single exon. The record is from RefSeq and is a predicted model, not a curated record.
AUGGGGUCAGCAGGCGCGGUGCGAUACAUCAUUGCGCGAAAAGAGGUAGAAAAAGAGUCACGCAAUAGAAGCGGCCAGACUCCGUUAUCGUGGGCCGCUUAUAAAGGGCAUUUGGAGAUCGCAAAGAUGCUGGCCGAGUCCCCCGGCGUUAAUAUGGACUCGAAGGACGACUUUAGUCAAACACCGCUCUCGUGGGCAGCACACAGCGGACACAUUGGUGUUGUAUCCUACCUUCUUAGCACAUCGCACGAUGAUCCAGACUCACAAGAUGAAGAUGAUCGAACACCACUCUCAUGGGCAACCCAUAACGGUCAUGCCGCCAUCGUCACCCUUCUCGCGUCCCAAGCGGACGUGAACGCGGAUACCAGGGACAAGAACGGACAGAGUCUGCUAUCGUGGGCGGCUCGCGAAGGCCAUUUAGACGUGGUCAAGUAUCUUAUGGCGCGCCAAGACGUGCAAGUUCAUGCUGCGGAUAGAAGAGGCUUAACAGCAUUGAGAUGGGCGGCGUGGAAUGGGUAUGCGGAUGUUGUACUUGUGUUAGAAGCGAAGAGCGUGGAGAUGCGGCGCGACGGAUCUCACUGUUGA